AGUCGCCGGCUCCCGCCUGGAGCCGGUGGACCUGCCGCUAGGAGGCGCCCCGAGAGCGCCCGGCCCCCCUCCCGCUGCCAGAGGAGGGCUCGGAUCCACUCGGCCAGCCCCCGAGCCGGCGGGGGAGCGGGCUGCGAGCUGGCGGGGAGCAGAUCACAGGAGACGCGCGGCAGAGCGCCCGGGGCUGUCACCGCUGACGCGCUGCGCGCGCAGAGCCGGGAUGGGGCAUCUGGAGACCGCCAGUUACCACCCCCGCAGUUUUCCACCUGGGGUCCCCCUCCCAAGUGAGCAGCCGCCGGGGCGGACGGCGAUGUCUGCCGGGGCCCGCCGCAGUCCCCGGGGCAGCCGGGCGCAGCCGCUCGCGCCCCUCUGCUGCUUCUCGGCUGCGCUGGGGAUGCUGUGGUCCCCUGCCUCGCAGGCGUUCAACUUGGACGUGGACAAGCUCACGGUGUACAGCGGCCCAGAGGGCAGCUACUUCGGCUACGCGGUGGACUUCCACAUACCUGCGGCUCGCACAGCGAGUGUCUUGGUGGGAGCGCCCAAAGCCAACACCACCCAGCCAGACAUCGUGGAAGGGGGAGCCGUCUAUUACUGCCCUUGGCCCGCCGAGGGGUCUGCGCAGUGCAAGCAGAUACCGUUUGACAGCACCAACAACAGAAAGAUCAGAGUCAACGGAACCAAGGAACCCAUCGAGUUUAAAUCGAAUCAGUGGUUUGGAGCAACAGUGAAAGCUCACAGAGGGAAAGUGGUGGCGUGCGCCCCCUUGUAUCACUGGAGAAGUCUUAAAUCCACACCAGAAAAGGACCCAGUUGGCACUUGCUAUGUAGCAAUUCAGAAUUUCAGUGCAUAUGCUGAGUACUCUCCUUGUCGGAACAGUAAUGCUGAUCCUGAAGGCCAGGGCUACUGCCAAGCAGGAUUUAGCCUGGACUUUUAUAAGAAUGGAGACCUUAUAGUGGGAGGACCUGGAAGUUUUUAUUGGCAAGGUCAGGUGAUCACUGCCAGUAUUGCAGACAUCAUUGCAAAUUACUCCUUCAAGGAUAUUCUAAGGAAACUGACUCGAGAAAAACAGACGGAAGUGGCUCCAGCUUCCUAUGAUGACAGUUACCUGGGGUAUUCAGUUGCUGCUGGGGAAUUUACAGGAGACGCUCAGCAAGAAUUGGUUGCUGGAGUUCCAAGAGGAGCACAGAAUUUUGGAUAUGUUUCAAUCAUUAACUCUACAGAUAUGACUUCUAUUCAGAAUUUCACUGGUGAACAGAUGGCAUCUUACUUUGGAUAUACAGUUGCAAUAUCAGAUGUUAACAGUGAUGGAAUGGAUGACAUAUUGAUUGGGGCCCCUCUCUUUAUGGAACGUGAAUUCGAGAGUAACCCUAGAGAAGUGGGUCAAGUUUACCUGUAUAUGCAAGUGAGCGCUCUCCUCUUUGAAGACCCGCAGGUCCUCACGGGCACCGAGGUUUUCGGAAGGUUUGGUAGCGCGGUGGCACACCUAGGAGACCUGAACCAAGACGGAUACAAUGACGUUGCCAUCAGUGCACCCUUUGCAGGCCCAGAUCAGAGAGGCAAAGUGUUCAUUUACAACGGGAACCGGCACGGCUUAAACUCCAAGGCUUCCCAAAUUUUGCAAGGAAUGUGGGCCUCGAAGACUAUGCCUUCUGGCUUCGGCUUCACGUUGAGAGGAGACUCAGACAUAGACAAGAAUGAUUACCCAGAUCUAAUUGUGGGUGCAUUCGGAACAGGAAAAGUAGCUGUUUAUAGAGCAAGGCCAGUGGUGACGGUGGAUGCCCAGCUUCUGCUGCACCCGAUGAUUAUCAAUCUGGAAAAUAAAACUUGCCAGAUUCCAGAGUCUACGACCUCUGUGGCCUGCUUUUCCUUAGGAGUGUGUGCAUCUGUAGAAGGCCAGAGCAUUUCAAACACAAUAGGCCUGACUGCCGAGGUGCAGUUAGAUUCCCUGAAACAAAAAGGAGCCAUUAAACGCACACUCUUCCUUGAUAACCACCAGUCACACCUCACCUUCCCUCUCGUGAUCAGGGGGCAGAGAUCCCGCCAGUGCCAGGACUUCGUGGUCUACCUGCGAGAUGAAACUGAAUUCCGAGAUAAAUUAUCUCCAAUCAAUAUUAGUUUGAAUUACAGCCUGGAUGAAUCCACCUUUCAGGAAGGCCUGGAAGUGACACCAGUGUUGAACCACUACAGGGAAAAUGUUGUUACUGAACAGGCUCACAUCCUGGUGGACUGUGGAGAAGACAACAUGUGCAUUCCUGACUUGAAGCUGUCGGCUAGACCAGAUAAGCAUCAGGUCAUCAUUGGAGAUGAAAAUCACCUUAUGCUCAUAAUCAAUGCCAGAAACGAAGGAGAAGGAGCCUAUGAAGCCGAACUCUUUGUGCUGAUUCCAGAAGAGGCAGAUUAUGUGGGGAUUGAGCGCAGCAACAAGGGAUUCCGACCUCUGAGCUGUGAGUACAAGAUGGAAAAUGUAACCAGAAUGGUGGUGUGUGACCUUGGAAACCCGAUGGUGGCUGGAACAAAUUAUUCUCUGGGCCUCCGAUUUGCAGUUCCACGUCUUGAGAAAACAAACAUGAGCAUUAACUUUGAUCUCCAAAUCAGAAGUUCCAACAAGGACAACCCAGACAGCAACUUUGUGAGCCUGCAAAUCAACAUCACUGCUGUCGCUCAAGUAGAAAUCAGAGGAGUCUCCCACCCUCCGCAGAUCGUUCUGCCCAUUCACAACUGGGAACCAGAAGAGGAGCCCCGCAGAGAGGAGGGAGUUGGACCGUUGGUGGAACAUGUUUAUGAGCUGCACAAUAUUGGACCCAGUACCAUCAGUGACACCCUUCUGGAGGUGGGCUGGCCAUUCUCUGCCCGGGAUGAGUUUCUUCUUUAUAUUUUUCAUAUUCAAACUCUGGGACCUCUACGAUGUCAAACAAAACCAGAUAUCAACCCACAGGAUAUAAAGCCUGCUGCCCCCAGAGAGGACGCCCCUGAGCUGAGUGCCUUUUUACGAAACUCAACCAUCCCUCAUCUUGUCAGAAAGAGAAGUGCGCCUGUGCCGGAGCUGCCCAGACAGAGCCCAGUGAAAGUCCUGAAUUGUACAAAUAUCGAGUGCCUGCAGAUCUCCUGUGCGGUGGGGCGGCUGGACGGAGGAGAGAGCGCGGUCCUGAAGGUCCGGUCGCGGCUCUGGGCCCAGACGUUUCUCCAGAGAAAAAAUGAUCCCUAUUCUCUUGCAUCCCUGGUGUCCUUCAAAGUUAAGAAGAUGCCUUAUAAAGAUCAGCCAGCAAAACUCCCAGAGGGAAGCAUAGCAAUUAAGACGUCAGUUAUUUGGGCAACCCCAAAUGUUUCCUUCUCAAUCCCACUGUGGGUAAUAAUACUAGCAAUACUUCUUGGAUUAUUGGUCCUGGCCAUUUUGACCUUAGCUUUAUGGAAGUGUGGAUUCUUCGACAGAUCAAGACCCCCCCAGGAUGAAAUGAAUGACAGGGAACAACUGACAAAUGAGAAAACCCCUGGUGCGUGAAAAGGAAAACCCAGAGACCAAAAAACUCCAUCACUGGUCCUGUCCAAAGAAAAGAAGGAAUAUAAAGGUUAAACAAAGGUUUUCCUGUACCUGCCAGUGUCCUAAGAAACGGAAGGGCCCUGGGAAACACCACCUCAUCUACACCACCCUCUGAAGACAUCGCUGCGGAGCACAGUGAGCCUUUCGGGAGAGGGAACACCUUUGACACUGUAGAAACAGCCGGCCGUCAUGGGAGACUGCUUUCGCUUGAGUCACUCUGUAUCUAGCAGACACUUUGUAAUGGGUGUGGGACCCGAGGCUGCUUUCCAGGUAAGUCCAACCUAAGUCUAAGUCACAAAGGCAAAUGUCUGAAUUACAAUAGAAUUUAGAAGGUGAACUAGGACUGAACCUUCCAACACUACUGUAUCCAACGGAAUAUUUGACACCUCCCUAUGGAAAAGAAGUAUUUCUAGUGACGUUACGGCUCAGGGAGACAAGUAUAUGUUGUUGUUGGUACUGUGAAAGUACUCAUGAAAUGACAAAAAUAAUCUUGUAAGCAAGGAUAACAAGUUAUUUAUUUAUUUUCCAUUUCUCUAGGCUGAUACUCUGGCCAUCUAGAGGAUUUGGAAAUUAAGAUUGGUUAGCUGGUUUUUAAAAUCACUCACUAAAUUUCCUUCUAACAUAACCAUUUUGUGCAGAUCAGUUGUUUAACAGAGUUUCUUUAGGAUUUAACAGUGUAAAGGAAAAGCAAUUGGUAUUAGAAGGUAGUUUCACUUCCUCCUUUGCCGCCUUCCACCUGAAAUUUACUUGUAUUCAUACUUUCCAGGGACUCACCUCUGCUUCAUUUAGCUUUUUGUGUUUAUAGUUCCUUUUAUUUAAAAAAAAAGAAACAUAAUCACCCCAGUUACUUAAUUAGCAAUACACAAAUUUCAAGGUACUCUCAACUCUGUGUGGUUUUCAAAAGUUAUGGUAAAAUUUCUAGAGUCUGUUAAUAAAAAAGCAGUUUAACAAUAUGGGUAAACAUAUUUUUUAAAUCUAUAAGAAGUAACACCAAUAUUUAACUUCAGAUUCAAUACCUAUUUUCUCUACUAUACCUCAGACUUACUAUGUACAUAGAGAAGACAUAUUAAACAAAAUUGGAAGGAAAUACAAAGUUAUGCAGAUGUGAGAUGAAGCUAGAAAACAGAUUCCCAAGGAUUUUGUUUAGAACUGCCUAUUUCAAUUUUACUACUCAUUUUUGCUGGUAAUCUUUAUAGUACUUGACUUUGGGAAAUUAUCUAUAUUUAAGCUAUUGUGCCAUCAUCUUGAAUUUAACCAUUACAAAAACUUGAUGUUUAAAACUCUUGUAAAUAAUCCAUAAUCGUGUGUAAUAUUAUCAUCUUUGAAGUAAAGUUGACCAGCCAAACUCAUAUAGUCUGCACAACUUUGUACCUUUUUUUAUAAUAAUGAAAAUUACUAUGAAGAAAUACUGAACAAAUUUUAUAUUUAUGUGCAAUAUUUUAUAGACCUAUGUAUCUAAAGCAUGUUUACACUGGCAUUAGUUAUUUUUAAAUUAAUAUUCUGAAUAUUAAGUAUAAUAGAACAAGCAGCCCUAAAUCCUUAAGUUUAUAAAACCAUUGGAAAAUUCGUAUCCCGGUUUCACCAAACACACUUUAUUUGAAAGAAGAGCCAAACUCACAGACACUAAAUUUGCUGUGACGCCUUAACCUGGAGACAAGCCAUUUGGCUAUAGCUGCAGCAUUUCCUUGGAGACCAAAUGAAAGGCACAUGGAAGAAUACGCUAAUGCAGUUCAUAUUCUUCCUGCUUGUGAAUUAGACCCUGUCAUGGUAGCGGUUUCAAGUCUGGCAGGAACGAAGUCUGGCUCACAGUGUGUGAGGUUGACUGUGGGUGAGAACCGCACGUGCCUCAAGCUCUUUGAGGUUCCCACCCCAGCCUCCGGCCUGAAGUGUUAGUUAUCUAGCCAGAACUGGUUAUACAGGGAGCUGGCCAUCGACACAUAUGAUUGGAGGGAUUUCAGACAGGACUGUCUAUCCAUAAAUAAUGCCCUAACUCCUGUCAUAGUGCCUAGCUUUUAGGCAGUAGAAAUUAGUGCCUUGGGAGUUUUGGUCCUAAGGGGUGUCUGAGAAAACACACCCAUUGCCUUUUAAGCUAACAGUUCCAGGGAAGGUACUCGGAACUCUUAGAGCUAGCUAGAUAAAUGUAGGACCCUGCGAGACCACAUAUACAGACACAUGGGGAAAAUAGGGGCCCCCAAGAGAAGACCAGGACCCAGAACAGAGCAAGGUAUGAGGACCUCAGAGACAAACUCUGCCUUCCACACAGUCACAGCCAAGGGUAGUCCCUUCUCAAGGGAUGAGCACUGCUACCUACAGACAUCUCCAAGAGGGUCAUCACACACACACGAGCCCCCUCAGCCACUUAGACUGUGGAAGCAAAUGGAGGGAGGGGGACACUGAGGUCAGGUGAACCGUGCCGUUGUCAGUUCCUGAGCAUGCCCUGCACAUGCAGGAUCCUCUAACCACGCACAGGGGUGUCUGCUUCUCAUCAUGGUAUUGCUGAUUGCUUCUGUAACUCAUAAUAUGUCAUGCUUUUCUUAGAGUCUCUCUCUAUGUUACAUACACCUUUUAAAGUUCUUGAAGCUGGUUUUUAGGACAUGGAAAGUGGGCAUAUUAAGUUUUAUAAACUUGGAGAUUUUUACACAGUAAAUACACAACAAGGACUAGUUGGCACAGAAACCCUAUUCAACUCAACUCUUCUUUUUGUUGUUUUAUCUAAACACAUUUGUAGCUAUCUUGUGAAGAUUUUCAUGUACCUAUUUACCUUGUCACUAAUAAAAUUAAAAGUUAAAGACA
This is a messenger RNA of Phyllostomus discolor (pale spear-nosed bat), 6331 nucleotides long. It is a transcript of the gene ITGA8, whose product is annotated as integrin subunit alpha 8. Gene Ontology annotation, biological process: cell-matrix adhesion; integrin-mediated signaling pathway; cell adhesion mediated by integrin. Gene Ontology annotation, cellular component: integrin complex; external side of plasma membrane. The coding region runs from base 221 to 3499 and encodes 1092 amino acids. The transcript has 30 exons. NCBI's taxonomy places the organism in Eukaryota, Metazoa, Chordata, Mammalia, Chiroptera, Phyllostomidae. Gene Ontology annotation, molecular function: integrin binding. The record is from RefSeq and is a predicted model, not a curated record.